AUGGAAGGUUUUGCGCUUAUGAAUAACCUCAUCUGCCUACCUCCUACCGGUAUAGGUUCUGGUCCCAUUGCUCCGUGGUUGAUCUGGGCAUUAUGGACCACCCCGAACCAGCUAAUCUUCAACAAAAAGGCUGUAUCGGCGGAGGAAGCUCUGUCUAUCGCCAUGCAAAGAGCCAGAGAAUGGCAGAAAGCCCAAGUCCCCCCUCCGAAAACAGAUCAACGUCACACUCCAAACCCACAGCCCCCUCGACUUCGAUCUAAUACCACCUAUUUCACAGAUGCCGCUUGGCGCGACGGAUCAGCUGGUCUUGGCUGGGCGAUUAUAGAUCAAUCCGGUCAGAUCCAAGCCGAAGGUUCUUCCUCGACGACCCAUGUUAGUUCCCCGUUGAUGGCUGAAGCGUUGGCAACUCUCACAGCAGUGAGAGUUGCAAUCGAAUCGAACAUCAGGGAUAUCUCCUUCGCUUCCGACUCGUUUAUGCUGGUCCAAGCUCUUAAUCAGAAGUUCCACCAGAAGGAACUUCAUGGGACUCUCCACGAUGUCCUUUCCCUAUCCUCUAAUUUCAAUGUCUGCUCUUUCAAUUUCGUUUCCCGAACUCUGAAUCACCAUGCUGAUCGUCUGACAAAGAAUGCCCUUCGAUCUGUCGUUCUGUAA
This is a messenger RNA of Camelina sativa (false flax), 651 nucleotides long. RefSeq lists its product as uncharacterized. NCBI's taxonomy places the organism in Eukaryota, Viridiplantae, Streptophyta, Magnoliopsida, Brassicales, Brassicaceae. The record is from RefSeq and is a predicted model, not a curated record. Gene Ontology annotation, molecular function: RNA-DNA hybrid ribonuclease activity; nucleic acid binding.